AUGAGCUGGAGGCGAGGCGGAGGAGCAGGGGACGGGGCCCUGAGCAGGCGAUGGGUCCUCCUGCUCUGCGCCGGGAGCUUCUCCCUCGGCCUGCUCUUCACCAACGGGAUGUGGACAUUGCCAGAGGCGACGGAGGUUGCCAAGCCAAACGAUAGAAGAGGGGAGGCGGCCAAGCUUACCGCCGGAGACUGUAAUUCUGCAAAGGUUCCAGAGAAGCACGAUUUCAGAGACACGCUUAGCGUCCUGGAUAGUAGUAACGAUGUACAGACUUUGGAUAAAACAAUAUCGAAUUUGGAGUCGGAACUUUCAGCUGCAAGGACCCUUCAGGAAUCAUUUCUAAAUGGUUCUCCGGUUUCAGAAGAGUACAAGGCCUCUGAGUCUGCUGGAAGGCGAAAAUACUUCAUGGUCAUCGGCAUCAAUACGGCUUUCAGUAGCCGCAAGAGAAGAGAUUCUAUCCGCAAUACCUGGAUGCCACAAGGAGAGAAGAGAAAAAAACUUGAAGAAGAGAAGGGGAUCAUAAUUCGUUUUGUCAUUGGUCACAGUGCUAUUGCAGGUGGAAUUGUGGAUAGAGCAAUCGCAGCAGAGGAUAGAAAACAUGGAGACUUCAUGAGGCUUGAUCAUGUUGAAGGAUACCUUGAAUUAUCAGGAAAAACCAAGACAUACUUUGCUACAGCUGUUGCUUUGUGGGAUGCUAACUUCUACGUGAAAGUUGAUGACGAUGUGCAUGUAAAUAUAGCGACCCUUGGGCAGAUUUUGUCCAAACAUAUUUCGAGGCCCAGGGUAUAUACUGGAUGCAUGAAGUCUGGUCCUGUCCUAUCUGAUAAGGAAGUCAGGUAUUAUGAACCUGAGCACUGGAAGUUUGGGGAUAAGUAUUUCCGACAUGCCACCGGUCAACUCUAUGCUAUUUCGAAAGAUUUGGCAACCUACAUCUCCAUAAACAAGCAUGUGUUGCACAAGUAUAUCAAUGAGGAUGUUUCUUUGGGGUCUUGGUUCAUAGGGCUAGAUGUUGAGCAUAUUGAUGACCGUCGACUUUGCUGUGGUACUCCACCUGAUUGCGAAUGGAAAGCCCAGGCGGGUAACACCUGUGCGGCCUCAUUCGAUUGGAGAUGCAGCGGUAUAUGCAACUCAGUGCAGAACAUCCUAGGAGUGCACAACAAGUGUGGAGAAAGCGAAAAGGCACUCUGGACCGCUUCUUUCUAACCAAACCUGGAGGAAGACCUGACUGAAGGUGCUCUGUUGUAGUAUAUAAGACCUGGGUAUGUUGUACAUUGUGCAUGAAAUGUGUUCGAUUCAUUCUUAGCCCUGUAGGUAGAUGGUCUGUUGGGAAAUGCCGGCGAAGCAGGCCGUGGUUUUACUCGGAGUCUGCCAGUGCUGGUUGAGGGGGUAUAUGAGCUGCUUGAUCCGUUGGCAUGUUUUUGGGUGGUCAUUUUGUAAUGACCUUAUGUACUCUGUGGUUGGCUAACAAGAUAUAUAAAGAUCUUUAAUCUUCAUUCUACCA
Molecule: messenger RNA, 1498 nt
Organism: Lolium rigidum
Lineage: Eukaryota; Viridiplantae; Streptophyta; Magnoliopsida; Poales; Poaceae
Product: probable beta-1,3-galactosyltransferase 2
Exons: 11
Coding region: 1-1200 (399 amino acids)
Cellular component (GO): Golgi membrane
Molecular function (GO): hexosyltransferase activity
Source: RefSeq, a predicted model, not a curated record